GUAUUGAUGGCGGUGGGUUAGCUGAUGCUAGCCUCACAGAUUCCUACUUUAGCACCAGCUUCAUUGGAGUUAAUGGAUUUGGAAGUCCCGCUGAAACAAAGUAUCCCAUGAUGCAGAGGAUGACAAAUAGCAGCAGCUCCCCUAGCCUUCUCAAUGACAGUGCCAAGCAGUAUGCAGGCCAUGAUCCACUAACUUCACCAAAUUCAUCCUUGUUUAAUGACUUUGCUGCUCUCAGCGUGUCUCAAAGGAGGAAGCUGGCAAAACCAGCGUUUCCUUCUUUUAUCACUGACUUGGAGGACAGAUACAAUACAGUCUUGCCCAGGAAGUAUCGACUGGGGAUGCUGGAUGAGAGGAUAGUUCCGGUGGGAUCAAAAGCAAGAAAAUCAAAGAACCCUAUUGGCUGUCUGGCUGACAGGUGUAAAACAGGAGUACCCAUCAAUAUGGUUUGGUGGAACAGAGUCACAGAAAACAAUUUACAGACACCGAAUCCUUCUGCAAGUGAGUUUAUUCCUAAAGGAGGAUCAACCUCCAGGCUGAGUAAUGUAUCCCAGUCAAGUAUGUCUGCCUUCUCUCAAGCCUUGUUCUCUCACCCCUCCAUGGGAAGUCCUGCUACUGCUGGACUAGCACCAGGAAUGUCCCUGUCUGCAGGAUCUUCUCCUCUUCAUUCUCCCAAAAUAACUCCUCAUACAUCUCCUGCUCCUCGAAGAAGAAGUCAUACUCCUAACCCAGCAAACUAUAUGGUGCCUACUAGUGCCUCUGCUUCUGUCGCUAAUGCUGUCUCUCAGCCUCCAUCUACUGGCCAGGUGAUCCAGAAGGAAACAGUGGGUGGAACAACAUACUUCUACACUGAUACAACUCCAGCACCUCUCACGGGAAUGGUAUUUCCAAACUACCACAUUUACCAUCCAGCUGCACCUCAUGUUGCUUACAUGCAGCCAAAAGCAAAUGCACCUUCCUUCUUUAUGGCAGAUGAGCUCAGACAGGAAUUGAUCAACAGACACUUAAUAACUAUGGCCCAGAUUGAUCAGGCUGAUAUUCCUG
Molecule: messenger RNA, 1041 nt
Organism: Mesitornis unicolor (brown roatelo)
Lineage: Eukaryota; Metazoa; Chordata; Aves; Mesitornithiformes; Mesitornithidae
Product: PAB-dependent poly(A)-specific ribonuclease subunit PAN3-like
Exons: 9
Biological process (GO): nuclear-transcribed mRNA poly(A) tail shortening; mRNA processing
Cellular component (GO): PAN complex; P-body
Molecular function (GO): poly(A) binding
Source: RefSeq, a predicted model, not a curated record